Messenger RNA from Paramecium tetraurelia, 1935 nucleotides. RefSeq lists its product as uncharacterized. The transcript is spliced from 2 exons. The record is from RefSeq and is a predicted model, not a curated record. Lineage: Eukaryota; Ciliophora; Oligohymenophorea; Peniculida; Parameciidae.
AUGCAAUUUUUGUCUCAAAGGUUUGUUUCUGAAAAAUUUGAAGGGCAAUUUUAAAAAUACUUGAAAAAGUUUCGAAUCAGGUUUCAACUAAUAUAGAAGGUAAUUCUACUCCCACUCUUAAUUUAUUACACUAUUGAAAAGGUGUUUUCAUCAAGCUGGAUUGUAGUGAGCUUGAAUGUCAUUUUGGGACUGAUUGUGAUGUUUAGCCUUAAAUAUUAGAAAAAGUGCAUAAGAUUGUAUGAGAUUCUAAUUAUGAUUGGAAUUCUACUAUUUAAUUUAUUCUAUGCUAUUUCACAGUAUUUGAAUGUGCAUCCUCAGAGAUAUUAGUUUAUUGAUGGUUAUUUCUUAGCCAUUUUAAGUUUGACAAUGAUUAAUAUGAUGGAUACAAUACAAAAAGCUUUCCUCUUGUUAUUUAUUUAUCUGAUAUAUAUCAUUAUGAUUCCCAAUUAGGCAGAACCGGUAUGGCAGUAAAUAAUUAAAUUUUUCUUAUAUAUCAUUCUUUACUACCAAUAAUAGAGAUACCAAUAAUAAUUAUUAAGAUUAACAUAUCUUCAAUAUUUUAAGCACUUGACAAUUGAGAACACAAUCAGAGAGAAUCUAGAUAUGAAGUAUUAUGUUGUGAAUUUUAUAGAGAAAAAAAGAUCCUUUCUCCUUAAAUCAGACGAUUACAACUAAUUUUUGAAUGAAGAAGAUCAAUAUGCAUUUUAAUAAUUCUUACGCAAGAUUAAUAUCUCAUCCUCUAGUUCAGAUAUAGAGAAGCAAACAUUAACGAAGAUUAGAUCUGCCAAAAUGAAUUUGGAGCAGUUUUUAUUUUACUUGUUUACAGAUAGAAAGAAAUUACAAAGCCUACAAAGUUAUGAAAAUAAAUACUUAGACUAUCAGCAUCAUAUCUAUGGAUUUACAUCUGAAGAGUCUUACAUAAUCAAAGUUAUUAAAUGUUAUGAUACUGAACCGUGUGCUAUCUUAUUGAUAACUGAAUAAUAGAAACAAUAAUUUGUUGACAAACUUAAAUUGUAAAAUAAAGCUACGUUGAAAUUGUUAAACUACUUUUCAGAUAUAUUUACAACUUAAAUAAGAGUUGCUUUAAUCAUUCUUAAUCGAAUUUUAAAAUACAAAUAGAACUAGAAAAUUACAAAUGGCAAAAACAAGGAAAUUCAAUUCCUUAAGUAUAUAAACUCAUAACUUUAUAUUGCAUACAAUUAAUUUUAUAAUAUAUCUGAUUAUUUUUAAGCUAAUUCUGAGUUUAGAAGAAUACAAAUCACAAAGUUUAAUUUGAUUCAAGUCAUUCAAGAAUUAUUUGAAAAACUUAAAUACUAUAGAAAGAUUGAUUAAAUUAUGACUAGAACUUUUAUGUUAAUAACUAAGAUUUAAGAGUUGAAUAUUAAAUCUGAUAUGAAGCAGAUCUCAUAGCUAUUUUUUAAUGUCACUAAAUUUGCAAUGAAAUAUUCAGAUGAAAUCCAGGUAGAUUUAGAUGAAGGAUUUGAUCAAUCCUAUCCUCCUUAACCUAUAAUUAAUGUUUAAAUUCUAUUCAAAAAUUUAAAAGGUACUAAAAUGGAUCUUAGACAAUUUCCAAUUAUAAAUCCAAAAACCUUAUAAGAAAUAAAAACGAAUGAUAAACGGCCUUUAGAACUUGAUAUGUCUAUUUCAUUAUUGAUAAUUCGAAAUUUAGGGCCAUUUGAUAAAAUGACUAUUAGAAAGAUAGGUAAGCAAUUCUACAAAAUUUAAUUUUUUAUUUAUAAGAGUAUGAAUUAGGAUCUCCAUUUAAUACCAAUUAAUUCUUUUGAUCCUUCUUUGUUUAUCAAAAGAGAUGAUGAUUGGCAAUAACUUAAUCAUUUCGCAAAUUCAUUAGGCGUUAAUUGCUACAUUGACUCUCCAGAAAUAAAAUUAGAUACUUUAAGAUGCAUUACAAUUCCUGAUACUGCCUUACGAGGUUGA